Cryptomeria japonica (Japanese cedar) is the source of this 8451-nucleotide messenger RNA. RefSeq names its product protein ILITYHIA. The transcript has 61 exons. Gene Ontology annotation, biological process: regulation of translation; cellular response to amino acid starvation. Lineage: Eukaryota; Viridiplantae; Streptophyta; Pinopsida; Cupressales; Cupressaceae. The record is from RefSeq and is a predicted model, not a curated record. Gene Ontology annotation, cellular component: cytosol. Gene Ontology annotation, molecular function: protein kinase regulator activity. Bases 316 to 8205 code for a protein of 2629 amino acids.
UCCAUGGCAUGGAGACGCUAUAAAAUCUUUGGAACAAUUAGGUUAUUUCAUUUCAUUUCAUUCAAGCGUUCUGGGCAAGCCCUAAAACCUCAAACCUGAUACUAACAAUUCUCUCCCAUGUUGUAUUAACACAACACAUAUCUUAUAGACAUCAGGUUUUUUAAAAAGAAAUUUUCUCCUCAUUUGUCACUUUUCUUUUCCGAUCUGAAGUAUAAGCAUUUUAAGAUUUACAAUUAAAUCCACAUAAAAUCUUCAGUUCGAUCUAAGGCAGAUUGAUGCGAUUAUCUUUGAGGGAGGGAAGAGUAGUCUAGCAGCAUGGAGGUUUUGCAGGGUGCAAGCCAGGAGGUUUAUACUUCUUCAACUAAGCAGAGAAUAGCGGUUUUCCGGGACAGUAUCAUCCCUCUUCUGGAUAAGCUAGGAGAGAUAAAUAUUGAUUGUGCUACACUAUUGGUUGAUGUAAUUUUAAAGACAUUAUUUAUAUAUGAUGAUCGUCCAUCUCAAGUAGCUGUGGAGGAUGUCAUAUCAAAGGCUCUAAGAGAACCUGUAUUUGUAAAAGCCUUUGCUGGGGCUCUUGUUCAAUCUGCAGAGAAACAUGUAAAGGCUGGUUUAAAUCUAGCAUGUUACAAGCUUUUUAGAUGGUCCUGUCUGCUGGUUAGAUUGAGUCCAUCCAUUACUACAUCAAAGAAUGCCUUCACGAGAAUUGCUUCUGUACAAGCAUCCCUGCUUUGUGUGCUUCUACAGCCAUCAAUACGCUUACGCAGGGCUACCAAGAGAGUCUUUAUUCAUCUCCUUAGUGAGGUGCCAAGUUUAUUCAUACUUUAUGUUGGAGAGCUGCAGAAUGCAACUAUCAAAAUGGAAUACAGCUCAGGGUUAAUUGCAGUGUUAUUAGAAUAUUGUGCAAACAUUUCUCCUUUGUUUGAAGAACACAGGACAGGUUUCCGUGAGCUGUACCUCAAAAUUGUUCUUAACUCAAGGGAAAGACCUCCAAAGACACUCACUGAAGCUUUUCAACCGCUUUUCAAGCACAUGGGGCAUGAGGAUUUUGGAAAAAUAGUGGUGCCAACUUCUAUAAAGAUGUUGAAGCGCAAUCCAGAGCUUUCCCUUGAGGCUGUUGGUGUCCUUCUAAACUUAGUAAAUCUUGACUUGAGCAAAUAUACUGGUGAUUUUCUGCCAACAGUUCUACAACAGGCUCGUCACAAUGAUGAGAACAGAAGGAAGGAGGCUUUGGAGAUAAUUAAAAAUCUAAGCUUGCAGUCCAGUGAUCCUGAUGCUAUAGUUACUAUGUUCAAUUCCGUAAAAGGAAUAAUUGGAGGAUCGGAAGGGAAAUUAGCAUUUCCUUAUCAAAGAGUUGGAAUGUUUAAUGCAAUCCAAGCUUUAUCAAAUGCACCUCCUGGCAAAGCCUUAAACACUCUGGCCACCUCUGCAUCACUCUUCUUGAUUUCCACUUACAAAGAAGAUGGUAAUGAGGAUGUUCGUCUCUCACUAUUGUCAGCCCUGGGUUCUUGGAUUCUAAGAUCAACAGAAGGCAUUGUAGAGAACGCUGCAUCGUUCUUUAUUAGUGGACUCAAAGAGAAGGAAGCCCUACGGAGAGGACAUCUUCGCAGUAUGCGAAUGGCAUGCAAGAACAUGGAAAUUUUGAUACGGAUGCAACCCUUGGUAGAGCCAUUACUUCAAAUUGUUAAAAGUGGUGCUUCAAAGCCUGCACAAAGAGUGGAGGGAAUCUAUGCUCUGCUUCUUGUGGUAAAGAUCGCAGCUGUUAAUACAAAAGCUGAUGACAUGCUCAUAAAAGAGAAGAUCUGGCAGUUGAUCUUUCAAUCAAAUUCUUCUCUGAUUUCCACUACUGUGGCUUCAAAAUUUGCUGUAGAUGAUUGUGUGGCUUUUAUGGAUCUUGUUGAGGUGCUACUUUUGGAGCAUUCACAGAGAGUGGCUGAAUCCACACAAUCAAAACAGCUUUUACAAUUGGCACUCUUUUUUCUCUGUCACCCUUCUUGGGAGGUUCGUCGACUUGCAUCCAUAGCAGUGAAGCGUGUUCAUUCGUCUGUAUCAAAAAUUUCAGAAGAUUUGUUAUCUGAAUUUCUCGAAUGGCUUCCUGUACUGGGAGAACGCCUGGAGUUUGCAAGGACAAGUGAUGCAGAAAAUGUGACAGAUAGCUUACUACCCAUGGUGCCACCAGAAGGGGUUCUAGUAAAGGCUUUGCUUGUCAUUGCAGCGCCAGCUCUUGCAAAAAUCCCAAGUACAUGUGCCCUGCUUUUGUUGUGUUCUCAUCAUCCAUGUGUUACAAGAGGAAGCCGCAAGAAUGUAGUGUGGAAGGUAUUGGUUAGAAGUAUCAAAAAAAAUGGUCUGGAUGUUACACAAACACUGGCAACUUAUCCAGGAGUUAUUUGUGAGAUAUUAUUAGGACCAAGGGGUUUAAUGAAUUCGGGAUGCACGGAAUCUCAGGCUGCUAUUGCUGCUCUAUCAACGGCAAUGCAGAUCAUACCUAAUGAAAUCUAUGCUGAAUUUAUAAAGAGACUAGAAGAGCUCAGUGAACGAGGCUUGCACGAUGGACUUACCGAAACUGAUAUAAAGAUAUUCAACACACAAGAAGGAGUGUUGUCUAGCGAGCAAGGAGUAUAUGUUGCAGAGGUUGUUACUGAUAAAAAUAUAAAGCAAGCAAAAGGGCGAUUCAAAUUGUAUGAUGACCUAGAAAAUGGGGAACCUGUUAAAUCUGGGUCUCCUAUUCGCCAAACUUCAGUGAAAAGAGAGACAACAAACAUGGGGAAAAAGGAUAUUCCAAAGGCCACAAAAAAGCUUGCAGAUGGAGAUAAGUCAAAAUCUGCAAAGGAAGAGGCACGUGAAUUGCAGCUUAAGGAGGAAGCAGCUGUGCGUCUGAUGGUCAAGCAUAUACAAGAAAUUCUGUCUCUAAUGCUGAGAGCUCUUGGGGAAAUUGCUAUAGCCAAUCCUGUAUUUACUCAUAUGAAGCUACCAUUCUUGGAAGAUUAUGUGAUGCCAUUGCUAAGUUCACCUAUAGUUAACAGUGAUGCAUUUGUGACCAUGGAGAAGUUCGCAAGGUGUGUUGCUCCUCCUGUAAGGCAUUUAGCACUUGAUAUUGCUGCUGCACUGAGAACUCUUGCUACAUCAAAGUCAUCAGUUGUAGAAGAGCUGGUUUUACCUUCUGAUACACCCAAUGCACAGGAGAAGAAAGUGCCUGGCAUUUUUGAAAGGAUUGUUGCUGGUUUGGUAACUGCAUGUAAAGAUGGACCACUUCCAGCUGAUUCUUUUACAUUCAUUUUUCCGAUCUUGGAGCAGAUUCUCCUAUCACCAAAGAAGACAAAAGUCCAUGACGAUGUUCUAUAUAUAUUUUCAUUGCAUCUGGAUCCAGUUGUUCCACUUCCUAGGCUCAGGAUGAUUACGGUUCUGUAUAAUGUUCUUGGAAACAUGCCAGCCUACCAAGCAACAGUUGGCCCCAUGUUAAAUGAGCUUUGCCUUGGAAUCCAUGCUAGUGAAGUAGCACAGGCACUUGGUGGAAUAUAUCUGAAACAUGCACAUGUACGGAUUGCUUGCUUGAAAGCAAUCAAGUGUGUCCCUGCUGUUUCUAAGGGAGCUGUCCCUGAUAAUAUUGAUGUUAUCACAAGUAUUUGGAUUGCUUUACAUGAUCCUGAAAAGUCAGUCGCAGAAGUAGCAGAGACUCUCUGGGAACGUUGUGCAUUUGAUUUUGGGACAGACUACUCACGCCUUCUUGCAGCACUUUCCCAUGUGAACUUUAAUGUUCGGCAGGCUGCUGCAGAAGCUUUGGCUGCAGCCAUGGAUGAAAGCCCUGAUACAAUACCGGACACUCUAUCAUCAUUAUUCUCCCUCUAUGUGCAAGAUACUCCUAGUGGACGUGACACUAUUGAUCCUUCUUGGCCUGGAAGACAGGGAAUAGCACUAGCUUUGAAUGCAGCAGCUGAUAUUUUAACAACAAAAGAUAUUCCCAUUGUUAUCACUUUCUUGAUUUCACGAGCUUUGGCUGACUGCAAUAUGGAUGUACGAGGAAGAAUGAUAGAUGCUGGUGUCAUAAUUAUUGAUAAGCAUGGCAAAGACAAUAUAUCCCUCUUGUUUCCUAUUUUUGAAAAUUACCUGAACAAAAAGGCUACUGAUGAGGAGACAUAUGACUUGGUUCGUGAAGGAGUUGUUAUAUUUACAGGAGCACUUGCUAAGCAUCUUGCUACAGAUGAUCCAAAAAUAUCCAUAAUACUGGAGAAGUUACUGGAAGUAUUAAACACCCCAUCAGAAUCAGUUCAACGUGCAGUAUCAAAUUGCUUGCCACCUUUGAUGAAAUCGCAGCAGGAAAAUGCUCAAGUUUUAGUUUCAAGGCUCCUAAAUCAACUAACACAGAGUGAAAAGUAUGGAGAGCGACGUGGAGCAGCUUUUGGCCUUGCGGGUGUUGUCAAGGGAUUUGGCAUUUCUAGUAUUAAGAAGUAUGGUAUUGUGGAUUCAUUAAAGGCAGGGUUGGAAGAUAGGAAUUCAGCAAAGGCACGUGAAGGAGCUUUGUUUGGAUUUGAAUGCCUUUGUGAAAGACUUGGUCGAUUAUUUGAACCGUAUGUUAUUCAAAUUCUUCCCUUACUGCUGGCAUGCUUCUCUGAUCAAGUUAUUGCCGUUCGUGAGUCUGCUGAUUGUGCUGCUCGUGCCAUGAUGUCUCAGUUAAGUGGGCAAGGGGUGAAGCUUGUACUCCCAUCUUUGCUCAAGGGUUUGGAGGAUAAAGCUUGGAGGACUAAACAAGGAAGUGUUCAGCUACUGGGAGCUAUGGCUUAUUGUGCUCCUCAGCAGUUAUCACAAUGUCUUCCAAAAAUUGUUCCAAAACUUACUGAGGUUUUAACAGAUACACAUCCAAAGGUCCAAUCUGCUGGUCAGAUGGCUUUGCAACAGGUUGGCAGUGUGAUAAAAAAUCCAGAAAUAUCUGCUCUUGUGUCCACAUUGCUACUAGGUAUUUCAGAUCCUAAUCAGCAUGCAAAAUAUUCCCUUGACAUUAUUCUACAGACAACUUUUGUCAAUACCAUUGAUGCACCUGCUCUAGCAUUGUUGGUACCUAUAGUUCACCGUGGUCUCAGAGAGAGAAGUGCAGAUACAAAAAAGAAAGCAGCCCAGAUAGUUGGAAACAUGUGCUCUUUGGUAACAGAGCCAAAAGAUAUGCUUCCAUACAUAGGCUUGCUUCUUCCAGAAGUGAAGAAGGUACUUGUAGAUCCUAUACCAGAAGUACGUGCAGUUGCGGCUAGAGCUAUUGGGUCCCUCAUCAUGGGAAUGGGUGAAGAGAACUUCCCAGAUCUAGUACCAUGGUUAUUAGAGACCGUGAAAUCAGACAACAGUAAUGUUGAGCGAUUGGGAGCUGCACAGGGCUUGAGUGAGGUCUUAGCUGCUUUAGGUAAGGAAUAUUUUGACUCUCUUUUCCCAGAUAUCAUUCGAAAUUGUUCCCAUCAAAAGGCUGCUGUUCGAGAUGGCCAUCUCACUCUCUUCAAGUUUCUUCCGAGAUCUCUGGGACCAAUGUUUCAAAGUUAUUUGCCACGCGUAUUGCCAGCCAUAUUAGAUGGUCUUGCAGAUGAGAAUGAAUCUGUACGUGAUGCAGCUUUGAGUGCUGGACAUGUUCUAGUUGAGAAUUAUGCUACCACGUCUUUACCACUUUUACUUCCAGCGGUGGAAGAUGGCAUAUACAAUGAUAAUUGGCGUAUUCGUCAGAGUUCUGUUGAACUUUUGGGUGAUCUUCUCUUUAAGGUUGCAGGAACAUCUGGUAAAGCACUUCUAGAGGGUGGCAGUGAUGAUGAAGGUGCAAGCACUGAGGCUCAUGGGCGUGCAAUAAUUGAUGUCCUUGGAAGAGAAAAGCGGAAUGAAGUUCUUGCAGCAGUUUAUAUGGUUCGUUCUGAUGUGAGCUUGACCGUGAGACAGACUGCAUUGCAUGUGUGGAAGACUGUUGUUGCGAAUACUCCCAAGACACUCAAAGAAAUCAUGCCAGUUUUGAUGAAUACACUAAUUACUUCAUUAGCAUCUACUUCGUCAGAGAGGCGACAGGUUGCAGGCAGGUCACUUGGAGAGCUUGUUCGGAAACUAGGAGAGAGGGUGUUACCAUCUAUCAUUCCAAUUUUGGCCCAAGGCCUGAAAGAUUCGAAUGCUAGCAGAAGACAAGGUGUAUGCAUCGGGCUGAGUGAAGUGAUGGGUAGUGCUGGAAGGCAGCAACUUAUGACAUUCAUGGGAGAUCUUAUACCAACUAUUAGAACAGCACUAUGUGACAGUGCUUCAGAAGUGCGUGAAGCUGCAGGGUUGGCUUUCAGCACUCUUUACAAGAGUGCAGGUCUGCAAGCUAUUGAUGAAAUUGUCCCAACACUUUUGCAUGCUUUAGAAGACGAAGAAACUUCUGACACUGCAUUGGACGGUCUGAAACAAAUUUUGAGUGUACGAACUACAGCAGUUCUUCCACAUAUAUUACCAAAGCUGGUGCAUCCUCCCCUCUCUGCUUUCAAUGCUCAUGCUCUGGGGGCCUUAGCAGAGGUUGCUGGUCCUGGUCUUGACUCACACCUGGGAACAGUUUUACCUCCUCUAAUUGCUGCUAUGGAUGAUUGUGAUGAGGAGGUGGCAACCAUGGCUAAGAAGGCAUCUGAAACUGUUGUCAUGGCUAUUGAUGAAGAUGGCCUUGACUCUUUAAUAUCAGAGCUUCUUAAAAGUUUGGGAGAUAAUCAGGCCUCUGUCAGAAGGGGCUCGGCAUAUCUUACUGGUUUCUUCUUUAAGAACAGCAAGCUAGACUUAAUUGACGAGUCUCCAAAUCUAGUUACCACACUGAUUGUUAUGUUGACAGAUCCAGAUUCUUCCACUGUUCAGGUGUCAUGGGAGGCACUGGGAUCUGUAAUAGGGUCACUGCCAAAAGAAAUCCUUCCAACAUAUGUAAAAAUAGUCCGUGAUGCAGUAUCAACUGCAAGAGACAAGGAACGGAGAAAAAGAAAAGGUGGGCCGAUACUUAUUCCAGGUCUUUGCCUGCCAAAAGCUCUUCAGCCCAUCCUUCCUGUUUUUUUGCAAGGUUUGAUGAGCGGCUCAGCUGAAUUGAGAGAACAAGCAGCUGAGGGUUUAGGGGAGCUAAUAGAUGUGACUAGUGAAAACGCAUUGAAGCCUUUUGUUGUUCCAAUAACGGGGCCUCUCAUUCGAAUCAUUGGAGACAGGUUCCCUUGGCAAGUCAAAAGUGCCAUUUUAUCUACAUUGGGUAUUCUAAUAAGCAAGGGUGGAAUAGCGCUCAAGCCUUUUCUUCCACAGCUUCAAACAACUUUCAUCAAGUGCUUGCAGGACAAUACAAGGAUUGUGCGUUCAAGUUCAGCUCUGGCACUGGGAAAGCUUAGUGCACUAAGCACCCGUGUUGAUACUUUGGUCAAUGACCUUCUUUCAAAUUUGCAGGUGGCAUCUGAGGGUGGAGUUAAGGAGGCCACAUUGGUUGCACUUCAAGGUGUACUCAAGUAUGCUGGAAAAAGUAUCUCUGGGUCUGUAAUUAGUCGUGUUAUCAUAGUGCUUAAAGAAUUUUUACGUUUGGAUGAAGAUCAGAUCAGGGUUUCUUCUGCAAAAGCGAUUGGUACUGUUUCUCAGUAUUUGGAAGAUGGAGAACUGUCUGGCUUAUUGGCUGAGCUGUCAGUUCCAGUUCCAUCAGAGUCAUGGGCUGUUCGACAUGGAACAAUUCUUAGUUUGUCAUCGAUGUUUAGACUCAGUGCUGCUCGUAUAUGUGCUUCAGAGGCAUUCCCCACAGUUGUUGAUUGUCUUAAAAAUAAAUUGAAGGAUGAUAAGGUUCCUGUUCGUGAAAGUGCAACAAAGGCUCUAGGAUAUCUUCUGUCAUAUGAAGCACAGGCUCACUAUUCAGGCCCUUAUGGUUUUUCUGAACUUUUGCCCUUCUUGGUAUCCUGUUUGCGUGAUGACUCCAGUGAUGUGCGCAGAAGAGCACUAGGAAGUCUCAAGUCUGUUGCCAAGGUAGAUGUCACAGUAGCUGCUGCAUAUCUACCAACCUUGGGACCGGUAAUUGCUGAAUCUCUGAAGGAUGGAAGUACUCCUGUCCGUCUUGCUGCAGAACGCUGUGCUCUCCAUGUUUUCCAGCUUACAAAAGGUACAGAGAAUGUUCAAGCUGCACAAAAAUAUAUUACUGGCCUUGAUGCUAGACGUAUAGCAAAGCAACCAGAAAUAAGUGAUGGAAGUGAAGAUAGUGAAGAUGACGUAUCAACCAUUUGAUGUAAACAUGAACUAUAGUACUUCAUCAGUUUAUUUAUUUUUUUGAAAUAAUGGCAUCUAUUCUAUAUCUGAAAACUAAGAGGGGUUAGCAUUAGCGGCUUUUGGAGAAGUCAGGAACAGUUCUUAAUUCCAGUUGUAAUUUUUCUCUGUACCAUAUUUGGUUAUAAAUAUCGUUCCCAUGGUGUUUAAGUAUUUGCAUUUUUGGAUUACUUGCAUUGUCUUAUCAUAAUGAUUUAGAUUCAAUUU